UGUCACUUGUCGAUUGUCACGUUCAUGUCUUUCAUUUCCAUUGGAAGUAUUGCAUGAGGAUCGUCCAAUUUGUGAAUAUUUUUAAAAUUUCGUGCUCUUUUGACCCCAUUACUUAACAAGUUCGUAUGAUAAAGUUAAUAAUGAUAUUAUGUAUCGAAGUGAACUGCAUAUUAUAAGCAUUGGCUCAAGGAUAUAUGAAUACAAUUAAGAACAAUAUAAGGAAAUUGACGUAUUUACAAGUGGAAUUACCUAUUUAAUUCAUAACUUUAGUAUAACGAUUACGAUGAGUUUGGCAAGCUGAGGCGCCGGGCGGUGACGGCGAUGGGGUGCUCUCGGAGCUUCAUCACACUAUGUCACUUGUCAUCGACAGAUUAAACGAAGAAAAAGAGCGGUCUCCGUGUUUGGAAGCACAGGACAUCAGCGUAAAGAUGUUUGGGUCACAGCGGCGCAUCGCUCUCGACGUGCUCCUCGUGUGUUGGGGCCUCGGCACCUGGCUCGGGGUCAACGGGCUGUUUGUGCAACUGCCGCUGCUCGUGGAGAGGCUGCCGGAGCAAUGGGCGCUACCCUCCUCCAUGGCGGUGGCCAUUCAGUUUGCAAACAUCGGGCUUCUCAUUUACGCCUGCAUUCGCAAAGUGACUCGAAUAUCGGACGCUUUCUGCAUCUACGGGCUGCUCGGCAUCGGCACGGCGGCUCUGUUCCUAAACGCGUUCCUAUACUCAGAAACCGCAGUGAUAGGCGGAACCGAGAGAUCUAUCGCAUUCCUCGUUCUUACGUUCUUCGUCGCUCUCGUCGGAUGCACGAGCUCGGUAUUGUUCUAUCCUUAUUUGAGACAUUACCGUGAAAUGUAUCUAGCGACGUACUUAGUGGGCGAGGGCUUAAGUGGCUUCAUCCCGUCGAUACUCGCCCUGAUCCAAGGUAUCGGCGGGGAACCGGAGUGCGUUCUAUCCGCAGACAAUUCAACGAUGAACGCAAUAUAUCCGCCCGCUCGAUUCGACUCCAGGAUCUUUAUAAUUUUGCUCGGGCUGCUGUCCGCGCUGAGUUUGACCAGUUUCUGCAUCCUGCACAACUACUCAGGAUUCUCGUCGGAGAGGGUGAAGGAGAGCGCGGCGGCGAAGGAGGAGGAGGCGACGCUGCCGCGGGAGUCGCUGUACCGGGCGAAGUGGGUCGGACUGAUGGCGCUGAUGGCGAGCCUGAACGCGCUGUUCAACGGCGUGAUGCCGUCGGUGCAGUCAUACUCGUGCAUGCCGUACGGCACGCAGGCGUACCACCUGGCGGUGACGCUGGGCGCGAUGGCCAACCCGGUGGCGUGCCUGGCGGGCGUGUGGCUGCGGCCCGUGGCCGGCCGCUGGCUGGGCGCUGCGCUGGCGCUGGCCGCGGCGCUGCUCACCUACAUCCUGGUCACCGCCGCGCGCAGCCCCGCGCCGCCGCUGCACGACCACACCGCCGGAGCCGUCCUUGUGGUGUUCUGCUGGGUGGCAGCGAGCGGGCUGAUAUCGUACGCGCGCAUGUGGGUGUACGGGUGGGCGCGGCGCGGCGGCGCGCGGGGCAUGCGCGUGUGCGGCGCCGUCGGCCAGGCCGGCUCCGCCGUCGGCUCGCUCACGCUCUUCCUCAUCAUCAACUACACCAGCAUCUUCCAGCAGGCGCAGGUCUGCCCUAUGCAUAUAUAGCGGCCUUUGAUCUCUAGCCAAAUCUAGUACAGUGACAUUCGAGUUGAGACGUUGUGUCCGGCGUUGAGGAGAUGAAAUUAAUCGUAGCCGCAGGACGGCGAAGGUCGCUCCGUGCAAUACGACAGACUGCCAACGACCUUAAAAAUGUUUUAAUUGACAAAUAAACGAAGCGUGUAGUGAGUUACCGGUGUAUGUAUGCCUCGUCUUCGAGGCUUAAAGUUUCUUGAUGGUGGUGCAAAGUUUCUACCUUUAAAAUUGUUUGAUGCUUAGCUUUAAGUAGUGAAUUUACAAAACUAGCAGUGAAGAGCAUUGUAUGUGCGUGUUGACAUUACACGGCGAAUGUUGACUGUCAUUGUUAAGGUCUUGCACGAAUUCAGAAUGCAAAAAGUGAAUAUGAAGUGUUAUUGUUAGUUUUUUAGUUUCGUAACGGCCGGAGUGAAGGUUACAAAAAGUUAAUAAUUUUUUGCAAACGUGUUAUGUGCGUCGUAUAUUUAUUUAUUAAAUUUUAUAUUUUUAAAAGAGUGAGUAUAUUUUGUUGGCUGUUGAUUUGAACUUUUUUUAUAUUCUCAUGAAUUCGUGUAACCGAAGCGCUAUGUUUAUAAGCACAGAUGAUAUAAUUUAGGUUUAAGUAGUCAAAUAAUGAAUUCGGGAGCAAUUCAUACGGUACUUGAGUACUAUAUUUAGGUUUAGUGUUUUUGUCGAAACGUCGCGCGACAUACAAAAGUUAUUAGCUGAAGCUAUUAAGUGCGAUGAAUUUAAUUUAUUCAUUUUCAAAUAAUCACGUAUAUUCAAUAGAUCCAAAAUUGUAAAUAGACGUGACGUAUCAGAGAUAUAUAAAUAUCAAAAGCUUCAUUUUUAAUAUUAGGUACUUACAUUUUGUUCCCUAUAAGAGUAUAUUAUAAAAUAGUGUUAAGAAAUUGUAUAUGUGUGACGUUUGAGGGUUUGUGACACACUAAAUGUACUCUAGCGUAGUUGUUGGAACGUAAUAUUAUUGUUAAUUAUUUCAUAAGCUUGAUAUUAUUGGUACGCUUGCUGUGUCUGGUACGCGUCAGGCUGGGAGUGAGAACCCUAGAGUUUAUUUAAGAUGAUAGGAUGUUAAAAAAGGGCUAAACACUAAUAUUCUGGUUAUUAUAUGAUUUUUUUUUCUAUAAACUGUCAUAUAAUAAUAUCGUGUAUUAGGAAGAGACGAAUAUAACAACUGUACGGCACAUUGGUCCCCAAACUGGGACAGCCUGUAUCUCGGGGACCACCUUCCUCUUGUAUACAAUUAUAUUUUAUUUGUUCAUUAUUUUGUUAUACAGCUACAUCUCAUAUUUCGAUUCUGUUUUAACCUUAAUAUUAAGGUAACCAUUUUUUUGUUUACUGCCACAAUGCUCUAUGAAAAAAUUAUUAAUGUUAUAAGAGAAACUACAGAAGAACAGUAUUUAAAUAGAAGUUGAAGACUUAUUAUCAACUGUUGAGCUUAAAAUUUUUCUAAAGUGUGUCAGGCUUUGUUGAUUUAUAGUAAAUAGUUUAACCGAUAAGACUUUACAAAUGUUUGCGAAACUUUACUGGGACGUUUUAAAUUUAUUGUUUAUAUUAUGACUUAAAUAUAAGUACUUAUUUACAUGCGAAUUUUAUUGUUUUUGAAGCUAUUUCGUUUAUUUAUUGGCCGUUUUUAUUCACUUAACUGUCUACUUAAGCUAGUAGAUAUAGUUCUCUGUUUUAUGUAUUUUGAUUUUUUCUAAGAAUAUUGCUCAGAUUAGAUUUAUAUACUUUGAUCCGCUACUAAAUUUGGAUCACUGCCUGAUCUUACAGCAGCGGAUAGUGACAUAUUCUCGUCAAAAUUUCUGGUAUAGCAAUUUUUUGUUGAGGCUUUGAGCAUAGAUAUGAUACUUGUCUUUAGUUAGAGAUAGGUGACGUUAGAUUUUGUUUCAUCAUGUUAUUUCAACUGAGUUGAAAUUUGUAUUUUAUAUCGUCAUAAAGUUUAUUUUUCUGUCGAAUACAUCUUUUGUUUAAAUUAUACUGUAGUUAUACAACAUUUGCAGCGCAAACCAAAUAGUGCAAUAUCAUUUAUUGAGUCGUGUUAAUGUCUCUUAUAAUGUUUGUAUCGCCAAGUAGAAUUCGGUGCUGCACUUAUCUCUCUUUAAGUAAAGGAUAUAUUAAAUUAACAUUGCAUAAUCAGAGUGGUGCCUCCUCAGAUAUAUGUUACAUAUUGAAAUAAACUCUAAAGGAAAAAUAUUAUUUAUCAAUGGAUAUAUUAAAAAAUCAUUCUGUACGUAAUACCACGGAUAAUAUAUUAAGAAGCAAGGUAGAAGCUAGGUAAUACCAUAGUAUAAUGAGAAAGUAGGAUAGCUUCAUAAAAUCUGACUUUAAGGAAUUGGUAAAAUAUAUCAUUAAAUUAUAUUGUUAAAAACCUAAUGCUGUUUGUUGUAAUGUAAAAUAAAAUGACAACCCUUGGCGCAACGCAAGGGUAGGCAAUUGACUCGUCGGACUUAGUAAACCUAUUCUUAUUGUACUAUGGUAAUUCACUCUCAUCUAAGCUGGCUAAAAUUUAUUUAUAUUAAUUGAAUGAUAUAUCUGCUCCUUAUGCUAUAAUCUGCAAUACUGAGUGGUGAUUCCAAAGGUAUCCAGAUAGUGAUAGUAGCUGUAAGCAAUGACCGCUAUGCGAGUUGCGGGUGAUCAGAAUUGCCUCGAACUUUAGACAAUAAAGGAUGUUGAGAAG
Messenger RNA from Zerene cesonia (dogface butterfly), 4371 nucleotides. RefSeq names its product solute carrier family 52, riboflavin transporter, member 3-A. Gene Ontology annotation, biological process: riboflavin transport. Gene Ontology annotation, molecular function: riboflavin transmembrane transporter activity. The transcript has 4 exons. NCBI's taxonomy places the organism in Eukaryota, Metazoa, Arthropoda, Insecta, Lepidoptera, Pieridae. The record is from RefSeq and is a predicted model, not a curated record. Bases 351 to 1667 code for a protein of 438 amino acids. Gene Ontology annotation, cellular component: plasma membrane.